AGACACAAAGACCUGUUGUUCUCAAUUUAUCACUAACCUUUAAGUUGGACGCAACUACAACAGGUCCAAGUGUAUAAAUUGAAACGCACGUCCAGUUUGAAAACACAGUUUCAUCUAGCUAUAAUUUCGAAUAACAUAAGAAUGGCGCAUUUUUCUGUCGCCUCACUCACCCAAGUUGUUUUGCUGUGGGUUUUCAUCUGUUGGACGCCGAGUUCGACUGGCGCUGCCUUUUACUUGGAGGAAGAAUUCCUACAACUGAAGGAAAAUUAUAUUCAAAUGAAACAAGACGUGACAAGUUUGAAAUCGACAGCGAUUGAACAGCAGGCAAAAGUGACACAAUUGGAGGCGCAACUUGAACUAAAUAAUGAACGAAGACAAGAUUUGGCAUUGAAAGUAACUCAGUUAGAGGCCAAAAAUGUCCAACUGGAAGUCAAACUUCAGGAUCAAGAAAGAAUUUUAACUUCCUUAUUGGAAGCGGCUGAACUUCCGGUUUCCACUGAUUCAAAAUUAUUUCCAGUUAAUAAAAAAAUUUUCAUUCAAUCAACUGGAAAGAUCGGAAUCCCAAGGACAUGCAGAGAACUUCAUGCGGCCGAUCCUUCACUUCCAUCCGGAAUGCACUGGAUCGAUCCGGACGGACAAGGUGUCGGCGAUAACCCAAUUUACGUUUACUGCGAUAUGACAUCAGGAUCGACCUCAAUUGUACACGAUAGUGAAUCUUCUAUAAAUGUGGGCCACUGCGCCGAUGCCGGGUGCUAUUCACGUUCCAUCAACUACAAUUCGUCAAUGGGACAAAUCAAAGCUUUGAUGGAAUUAUCCACUGAAUGCCAUCAGUCGAUUAGAUACGACUGCAACUAUGCUCCAUUCGAGUUAAAUGGCGUCGCCUAUUCCUGGUGGAAUGACAGAGAAGGAAAUGCGCAAUAUUUUUGGGCCGGAAGUAACACGGGCGGAGUUCACACCUGCCAGUGCGGAAUUGAUGGAAACUGUGUCGAUUCAGCGGUGAAAUGCAACUGUUACACGAUUUCACCAAUUCAAUUAGUCGACGACGGUGUCAUUACCGACAAAAAUGUUCUGCCCAUCACUCGUUUGAAUUUCGGACGAACUCAACUGGAAACUUCAUCCGGCGUCCACACGCUGGGCCGACUCGUGUGCACCGGUUUAGUGACUUUGACUGGACUGCCAAAGUCGUGCCAAGAUUUGUGGUUAAUUGGCCACACCCUGAACGGAUUUUAUUACGUCAUGGGAUCGGCGAAAAUGGAAUCCGUUUACUGCGAUUUCACUAAACUACCGGACGAUGCGGGUUUUCAAAAAUGGAUCGGAUACGCCGACGUUAAAUCGGCACCCGUCCAUUUCUACGUCCAAAGAAAUUCUUCAUUUUCCACAAUGUACACUCCGAUUCCGUACGAUUUGGCGGUGAUGAACGAGGGACAUGCCAUGGAUUUGACAUCGGGGAUAUUCACGGCACCGCGACCGGGAAUUUAUUUUUUCUCUUUUGCGGGAACGGCGUAUCUUUCAUCUUCAUCUCCUGUUGCGUUUCAUUCUCGUCUUAUUUCGAACGGGAAUCUAAUCGGGGCGAGUUACGUCAGAGAAGAUAACGGCCCCGUUAAUCAAUUGAGUCCGUUGACCCUCCAGUCGACGUUGAACUUGAAAAAAGGCGAUCAACUCUGGGUGGAAAUUUAUUAUUCUUCUAGUUCAUCCUCGUCUUUGUAUGACGUCAGUACCCACCACUUUACCCAUUUCAUGGGUUUCAUGUUGGAGGAGGAAAUUGUGGCGUCCCUUUGAGGUUUCGGGUUCAACAUCCAAAAUUUGAAAAAUGAACGUCGACACGAAAAUUUGGGGAAGGGAAUUUUAAGGAGAAGGGAAAUAAACUCAUUCGUUUCCAAUUCAUUAAGAAAUGGAUAUUUCUUUACCA
Molecule: messenger RNA, 1909 nt
Organism: Daphnia pulicaria
Lineage: Eukaryota; Metazoa; Arthropoda; Branchiopoda; Diplostraca; Daphniidae
Exons: 8
Coding region: 142-1779 (545 amino acids)
Molecular function (GO): protein binding; extracellular matrix structural constituent
Source: RefSeq, a predicted model, not a curated record